This is a messenger RNA of Symbiodinium pilosum, 699 nucleotides long. Lineage: Eukaryota; Dinophyceae; Suessiales; Symbiodiniaceae. The record is from the annotation of a GenBank genome assembly.
GUACUCAUGGAGAAGAUGUUUCUAAGCUUCAAUGAGGGCAUCAAUGACAAGCUCCAGUUCGUUCAGGAGGAUGAAGCCGAGACGAUGGAGAUGCUCAAGAAGGACCUGCCUCUGCAGUAUACGUGGAGCGUAUGGGAACAAGUGACCUCGGAUGGGAAAGUCGACGCAAACUACUCGCAGAGGACGCAGAAGGUGGCAAGCUUCGGCACCGUCCAGGAUUUCUGGAGGCUGUGGAACCACGUGCCCCAACCCAGCACGCUGCUUGAAUCCAAGCGGAUCGUGCGGGAGCAGCACGACGGACUCCACGUGAUCGACGCGCUCAUGAUCUUCCGGGACAGCAUCCGCCCUGAGUGGGAAGAUCCAAUGAAUGCCAGAGGUGGCCACUUUCAGUUCCAGCUGAAGCCCAACGCAGGGCCAGGUCAGAUAGACGAGUAUUGGAACAACCUGGUACUUGGCAUCAUUGGCGCCACUAUCGAGCCGCCGAACAUGAUCACAGGAGUUCGGCUGGUAGACAAGCUCUCCGGGCCUCGGGCUGCUGGCGUGCUCCGAAUCGAGGUCUGGUUCACCGAGUCCGAUGAUAAGGACGCCGUCGGAGCGCUGCGGAAGAACGUCGAGACCUGUAUGGCACAAAAGCUGGAUGGGGGGAAGGGCACGCCCCCUCGCUGCGACACGAAGUUCCAUGCCUCGGGUAAGCACUGA